CCACAUCUCCCUCUGCGAUUUAAAGAAGCAGAUUAUGGGGAGAGAGAAGUUGAAAGCUGCCGACUGCGACCUGCAGAUCACCAACGCGCAGACGAAAGAAGAAGUCGAACUGAACCAGUGAUGGGAACUUCAAAAGCAGUAUGUAAAAACACAAUCUCACACUUUUUCUACACAUUGCUUUUACCUUUAUAAUGUAGCAGUGAAGUGAAUCAUUUAGAACUUAAUAUCCAACUGAUCAUAGUACAUAUUGUAAAUAAAAUGUAUUUUGAUGACAGCUCAGUUGAAUAUGGAUAUAUGUGGCAUAAUUUGCAGACUUAUUUUGUAGAAAUGGGUAAUUUGUGCCCCCCAAAAAACGCUGUUUCAUAUUAAAUAUGAUAGCAUUCUCCCUGUAUGACACUGUGUUGUACAGUUAAUGUAUGAUUCUUUUUAGAUCAUGUAGGUUUUACACUAAUGAACAUGAUAACAUGUUCUACAUCUGUCUGUCUAUAGUUAGUAUUUUGUAUGUAUGUACAGGCUGUUGUGUGCUUUUUGUUUCUUGCAAUAAAAAAAUGUUUGGAGUGUAUAUUUUGCCAUUUUUCACGUUGUAUCACUUAGUUUUUGUUAGUUUUUUUUUUCUGCCUAAUUGAUGGCUUUAAAAAAUGCAUUAGCAACAUGCAAAACUAAUAUGAAAGUUUGAUGCUUUCUCCAAGUUCAGACACCUAUAGAAAAAAGCUUUCCAAAGACUUUUGAUGCAGCUUUAUUAUUCAGUUUUGCUUUAUUUGGCAAUUUCAAGCUUUUAUUCUUUGUUGAUAUCUGUACUAUAAAAGUGAGACCUGAAAUUUGGGCCCCCUGAGUACAUAAACAUCUCAAUGAUGAUUUCUACAAUUCAGUACAUUGUUUUCAAACUUUAAUACAAGGUCUUCCAGUUCUAGCCUGUUUAGUUCUCCAAAAUAAAAUAUUUCCCUCUUAUAAGAUAUUAAAAUGCUGCAUUAAUUAUAAGCUAAUUGAAAGCUGUAGCUUAUCAAAGAUAACUCCCCUUAAGUGGAAUAACAUCUUAAUUUUUAUUAUCAUAGCUAAAGUACGACACCAUGUUGACUUGAAGGUCUUAAGUAAAAGGUAGUGGAAAUACCUAAGUUGUGAGGUGAAAUGUGUUUCAGAAAGUAGGUCUGUAGUAACGGAGUUCUGUAAACUUGAUGGUUCUCUAAACAUUUUACUGCUCAGGCUUGAUUUGUACACAAUACGAGAUGUCUGAAAUCUUCAUUUUAGAAUUCAAGGAUACUGCUUGCUGUUUCACUUUAUCCUUUUUAAAUACUACUGAUCUUUAAUUGUGUAUCAGGCAUUUCACUAACCUUGGAUCAUCGCAUCUUAAACAUGAUAAUAUAGAAUAUCUGAACUUUGGACUUGUUCUCUAAAAUAUAUGGCCUUUAGUUCUCAUGGAACUAAAUACAGUGAUUCGAAGAUCAAAAUUUAGAGAUUUGGGUUUUUUUCCCCACCCUCUGGGGUAUAUGGGCUUUUUUUUGUUUUGGGGUUUUUUUGUUGUUGUUGUUUUGUUUAAUUUUUUUGUUUUUUGGGUUUGUUUUUGUUUUUUGGUGGUUUUUGUUUUGUUUUUGGUUUUUUGGUUUUUUUUGGUUUUUAAAGCAUAAUGCUGUAAAAAAAAAAAACAAAAAAAAAAAACAACAAACAAACUGUCCAAGUUUCUGUUUUGCUGGUGAUUGGUUUAAAACUGAUUUUAUGUAUCCAAAUGCUAGCACAAAUCAGAGUGACUAUCCUGGUGACUGUAGUGGUUAAUGUAACACGUUUUGUAUAAAGUAUUUUUAUAUAGUAUUUAAACUAAUUCAGAUGAAGUUUUAUUUCUUGAAAACAGUUAUUUCCUUUUUGUUUAUUAGCAUGUGUAUAAACACAAAUCACAUGUUCAUAAAUAAAGUUAACAUUCUUUUAGCCUUGUGUGUUCCCUGGCAUGUCUGUAUUACACUUAUAAGAAGCAGUUUAUUUUAUGCUUAUUUAGGUUUCUCUUUUCUUUUCUUUUCUUUUCUUUUUUUUUUUUUUUUUUAAUACUUUAAAAGUGGCUUUAAUUUUUAGGUAGAAUUGUCUGAAAUGGAGACAUUAGAUAACUUAAUAUCCCCACCACUUAUUUGCUUGGGGUACAUAUGCUGGUGUUUAGGAUGAGAGAAUAUAUUCAUUAAGCAUAAUUAAUGCCCAUCUUAUGAAUCACGUAUUCUUGUACACAUUCACAAAAGCCAAGUAAGAUAGAGCCACUAAACCAGAUUUCUAAAUGCUGAUUAAUAAAAGUAAAUGUGUGUACAUUUUUGGUUAACUUAAGCCAACUGUAAUCAAAGGAUGGCUGUUUCUGUCUGUAUUCCUUAGCUUAUUUUAUUUAGCCAUCCUUCAUGUUGGUAUUCCAAAGCUGGAUGUUCUUCCUAUUUACUAAAUAUCAGAAUUGUAUUUUGUAGGAUCCUUUAAUUGCAAGCGAGUGUAAGUGGCAUAAAAUAUUUCAGAUUCUUUCUCCCAGAAGCAAGACCACAAAUUAGAUGUGGGGAAGUGGGUUAAUUUUAAUGAUGUCCACAGUAUGCAUUGAUCAGUUUUUAUGAAGACGACUUUUUUUAAAUGUGGUGCAUUUUUAAAAUCAUUAGUAUCUGAGAGUUAAUACAUUUAUUGCUGCCUAGUACAUGUAAAUUCCUAGUCAUUUUUAAACCAUUCCUUGUUAGCAGUUUUCACUGAUUUCUAGUACCUUGCUUUUUGUAGAAAACUAUUGGACACCUUUCACAAUUUAUGGUAAAUUUGACUUUCUCAUGGACUUUAAGGUAUUUAAGGUGCUAGAAUGAUUGGUGGGGAAAAAAGUGAUAUAGAUGUUGUUGAGUAUCUGAAACCACUUUACCCAGUACUAAUGACAAAUCAACAGAAAACUAAAAGGACCAGAUGGCCCGACAUAACAAAAAAACAGAUAAUAUCAUAGUGGGCAGAACAAAAAAUGUUAGUAUUUUAGUUCUAGCUGUAAGAAAGUUAAUAUAACUGCUUUCUCUUAAGGAAGUGAUGAGUGUUCAUAUUCUAGAUAGUAAUGGGCUAUUUUGAAGGGUUAUUAGUUUCAUUGGUUAGAAACAGUAUAGAUGAUGCUUGACAGCAUUUGGUUCUUGUUAUUUAAAUUCACAUAGUUUCUAACUAAUGCAAAAAGUAGCCCUUUUCAAAAUAGAUUGAGAUGAUCAGAAUUUAUUCUGGUUAAAAAUAGGAUGUUUAUGGUUUGUUUGUUUUUUUUAAGCUUCCUUUGAGAUUAGUUCUGUAAUGAAAACACUAAAGAGCCAGAUGAGAAUAAGAACACAUUGGUGAAUUAUAUGAUUGCAUAUUAGGAAUAUGGAAUAGUGCAUUACAAAUUCUGGGGCAGCCCCUCAGUGGGGAGCUAAGAACCUUUUGUUGAAGUAAGCGUCCCAGUAAUACUAUCCAUUAAACUGACUUUUAAAACCCUAAGAUAUUUAUAAGAUAUAUUUUAAAUUUAGCAAACAUGAUUUUUAUUGACAACUCCUGCUGUGGUAGGCAUUGUGCUAAGAGCUUCAUAUUGAAACUGGUAACAUUUCUAUUUGGGGCUGUAAGUCAUGCUGCUUUUAUUUUAAUUCUCUUAGUUCUCUGGAAUAUUUGAAAAAUACCUGAUGAAGACUCCCUUCAUUGUUGUUAUUUUUCUUUGAUCCAGACAUCUUGUUACAUUCUCUCCAUUUUAAACAAGAGUUCUGACCAAUAAUGCAUGAGAAGCUUACAACAUGUUGAAUAAGCAACCCAAUUACUAUAUAGGAAGCAAAUAAUGUUUUCUUUUUGGUACACUUAACAGGGAAAUCAUAUCUUUAGAGUUAGAUGGGAAAGGGGUGUGUGUGUGUGUGUGUGUGUAUACAGAUACACACUUUUUAAAAACUGAUAUUAAAAUCAUUUCAGGGGGUCAAAUAGUGAAAAAUCUUAAAAUACCACAUUUGAAAAUACAUUUUUAAAAUCUUACUUAUUCAAUAUAUAAUACUUUCUCCAUUUGAUUGAAUUAACUUUCUUCACGCAUUAUUAAAGUCCAUCCUCCUAAUAGCCCUAUUUGCCUUUGCUCCACACUACCACUGGUUUUCCUUUUUUUGGUUUAACAUCUUUGCUCUGAUAAAAUUGUGGUUUCUUUGGCAAGAAGCCAUUCUUACUCUUUGUAUGGGAGAAUAAACAAACUUAUUCAGACCGAACAGUACAUGCUUAAAAAAAGAGAAAAAAGUAGCAAUUAUGUGGGAGCUGGUUUAUUAAAGCAAUUAUCUGAGCCUUUAAAGAGCUGCUUGUUUUUUACCGUGUUCUAUAACGGCACUCCAGGAAAGUUAGAUUUCUUAUUCUCUCUAGUGUAUAUUCUCUUGAGCAUUAUCAGAUUUAGAAACCAUUGAUAGACACGGACUCUUAUUUAAUAUUCAGUCACUGCUCUGAACAUAUUUUCUGUGAUACAUUUUUCUUUACCCUGUUUUUUGUUGUUUUUUUUUAAUAUUGUAAUUGAGUCCCCCUCAACUUAAGCCUUUAUUAUAUGUGUGAAAUAUGUAGAGAAGGGUAAAGUGGGGUGAGCUACAAUUUCAGCUUUAAAACAGGGAAUAACAUUCUUUAGAAAACUUCUAAGAAAAUGCCCAAUAAUUUGAACAUUAAUUGGCAAUAGGGACUAAAUGAUCACUUUCAGAUGUUUUCAGUGUGGAACUUGAAUGUGUGUUUAAUUUUUUGUGAACAGAUUGAUGACUCUUCUGCAUCUAUUUCUCUGGCCCAGCUUACAAAGACUGCCAAUCUGGCUGAAGCCAAUGCUUCUGAAGAAGAUAAAAUUAAAGCAAUGAUGUCGCAAUCUGGCCAUGAAUACGACCCAAUCAAUUACAUGAAGAAACCUCUAGGCCCACCACCUCCAUCUUAUACCUGUUUUCGUUGUGGUAAACCUGGCCAUUACAUUAAGAAUUGCCCAACAAACGGGGAUAAAAACUUUGAAUCUGGUCCGAGGAUUAAAAAGAGCACUGGUAUUCCCAGAAGUUUUAUGAUGGAAGUGAAAGAUCCUAACAUGAAAGGUGCAAUGCUUACCAACACUGGAAAGUAUGCGAUACCGACUAUAGACGCAGAAGCAUAUGCAAUUGGGAAGAAAGAAAAACCACCUUUCUUACCAGAGGAACCAUCUUCUUCUUCAGAAGAAGAUGAUCCUAUCCCAGAUGAAUUAUUGUGUCUCAUCUGCAAAGAUAUUAUGACUGAUGCCGUUGUCAUUCCCUGCUGUGGAAACAGUUAUUGCGAUGAAUGUAUAAGAACAGCACUCUUGGAAUCAGAUGAUCAUACAUGUCCAACAUGCCAUCAGAAUGAUGUCUCUCCUGAUGCUUUAAUUGCCAAUAAGUUCUUACGACAGGCUGUUAAUAACUUCAAAAAUGAAACCGGUUAUACAAAAAGACUACGAAAACAGUUACCCCCACCACCGCCCCCAAUACCACCUCCGAGACCACUCAUUCAGCGGAACCUACAACCUCUGAUGAGAUCUCCAAUAUCAAGACAACAGGAUCCCCUGAUGAUUCCAGUGACCUCUUCAACUCACCCAGCUCCUUCCAUAUCUUCAUUAACUUCUAAUCAGUCUUCCUUGGCCCCUCCUGUGCCUGGAAAUUCAUCUUCUACCCCGGCUCCUGUACCUGAUAUAACUGCCACAGUGUCCAUCUCAGUCCACUCUGAAAAACCAGAUGGACCUUUCCGGGAUUCUGAUAAUAAAAUAUUACCAGCUGCAGCCCUUGCAUCAGAACAUUCAAAGGGAACCUCUUCAAUUGCAAUUACUGCUCUUAUGGAAGAGAAGGGUUACCAGGUGCCUGUACUUGGAACCCCAUCUUUGCUUGGACAGUCACUACUGCAUGGACAGUUGAUCCCCACAACUGGUCCAGUAAGAAUAAAUACUGCUCGUCCGGGUGGUGGUCGACCAGGUUGGGAACAUUCCAAUAAGCUUGGAUAUCUGGUUUCUCCGCCACAGCAAAUUAGAAGGGGGGAGAGGAGCUGCUACAGAAGUAUAAACCGCGGACGACACCACAGCGAAAGAUCACAGAGAACUCAAGGCCCAUCACUACCAGCAACUCCAGUUUUUGUGCCUGUCCCACCCCCUCCUUUGUAUCCACCUCCUCCCCAUACACUUCCUCUCCCUCCAGGUGUUCCUCCACCACAAUUUUCUCCUCAGUUUCCUCCUGGCCAGCCACCACCUGCUGGAUAUAGUGUCCCUCCUCCAGGGUUUCCGCCAGCUCCGGCCAAUUUAUCGACACCUUGGGUAUCAUCAGGAGUGCAGACAGCUCAUUCAAAUACCAUCCCAACAACGCAAGCCCCACCGUUGUCCAGGGAAGAAUUCUAUAGAGAGCAACGACGGCUGAAGGAAGAGGAAAAGAAAAAGUCCAAGCUAGAUGAGUUUACAAAUGAUUUUGCUAAGGAAUUGAUGGAAUACAAAAAGAUUCAAAAGGAGCGUAGGCGCUCAUUUUCCAGGUCUAAAUCUCCUUAUAGUGGUUCAUCAUAUUCAAGAAGUUCGUAUACUUAUUCUAAGUCAAGAUCUGGUUCAACACGUUCACGUUCUUACUCUCGAUCAUUUAGCCGCUCACACUCUCGUUCCUAUUCCCGAUCACCUCCAUACCCCCGAAGAGGCAGAGGCAAGAGCCGAAAUUACCGUUCACGGUCUAGAUCUCAUGGAUAUCAUCGAUCUAGGUCAAGGUCACCCCCCUAUAGACGAUACCAUUCACGGUCAAGAUCUCCUCAAGCAUUUAGGGGACAGUCUCCCAAUAAACGUAAUGUGCCUCAAGGGGAAACAGAACGUGAAUAUUUUAAUAGAUACAGAGAAGUUCCGCCACCUUAUGACAUGAAAGCUUAUUAUGGGAGGAGUGUUGACUUUAGAGACCCAUUUGAAAAAGAGCGUUACCGAGAAUGGGAAAGAAAAUAUAGAGAGUGGUAUGAAAAGUAUUAUAAAGGUUAUGCUGCCGGAGCACAGCCUAGACCAUCAGCAAAUAGAGAGAACUUUUCUCCUGAGAGAUUUUUGCCUCUUAAUAUCAGAAAUUCUCCCUUCACGAGAGGCCGCAGAGAAGAUUAUGCUGGUGGACAAAGUCAUAGAAGUCGAAACUUAGGUGGCAACUAUCCAGAAAAGCUUUCAACAAGAGAUAGUCACAAUCAGAAGGACAACACAAAGUCAAAAGAGAAGGAGAGCGAAAAUAAUCCCGGAGAUGGUAAAGGAAACAAACAUAAGAAACAUAGGAAAAGAAGAAAGGGGGAAGAGAGUGAAGGCUUUCUAAACCCCGAGUUAUUAGAAACUUCUAGGAAAUCAAGAGAACCUACAAGCAGUGAAGAAAAUAAAACAGACUCAUUAUUUGUUCUCCCAAGUAGAGAUGAUGCUACACCUGUUAGAGAUGAACCAAUGGAUGCAGAAUCCAUCACUUUCAAGUCGGUGUCUGAAAAAGACAAGAGGGAGAAAGAUAAACCAAAAGCAAAAGGUGACAAGACCAAACGGAAAAAUGAUGGGUCUACUGUGUCCAAAAAAGAAAAUGUUGCAAAACCUGCUAAGGGACCCCAAGAAAAACUAGAUGGAGAGCGUGAAAAAUCUCCUCGAUCUGAACCUCCACUUAAAAAAGCCAAAGAGGAGACUCCAAAGACUGAUAAUGCUAAAUCAUCAUCUUCCUCCCAAAAAGAUGAAAAGACCAUUGGUACCCCCAGAAAAGCUCACUCUAAAUCAGCAAAAGAACACCAAGAGACAAAACCAGUCAAAGAGGAAAAAGUGAAGAAGGAUUACCCCAAAGACGUCAAAUCAGAAAAGCUAACUAAUAAGGAAGAAAAGGCCAAGAAGCCUAGUGAGAAAAGUAAGCCACCUGAUAGCAAGGGAGAAAAAAGAAAAAGAAAAACCGAAGAGAAAAGUGUAGAGAAAGAUUUUGAGUCCUCUUCAACGAAAGUCUCUAAACUGGAAAUGACUGAAAUAGUGAAACCAUCACCAAAGCGCAAAAUGGAACCUGAUAUUGAAAAAAUGGAUAGGACCCCUGAGAAAGACAAAAUUUCAUCAUCAACUGCCCCAGCCAAAAAAAUUAAGCUCAACAGAGAAACUGGUAAAAAAAUUGGGAGUACAGAAAAUGUAUCUAAUACGAAAGAACCCUCUGAAAAAUUGGAGUCAGCAUCUAGCAAAGUUAAACAAGAAAAAGUCAAAGGAAAGGUCAGACGAAAAGUAGCUGGAGCUGAGGGAUCCAGCUCAACUCUUGUGGAUUAUACAAGCACGAGCUCAACUGGAGGCAGUCCUGUGCGGAAAUCUGAAGAAAAAACAGAUACAAAACGGACUGUCAUUAAAACUAUGGAAGAGUAUAAUAAUGACAACACAGCUCCUGCUGAAGACGUUAUUAUUAUGAUUCAGGUUCCUCAGUCCAAAUGGGAUAAAGAUGACUUUGAAUCUGAGGAAGAAGAUGUUAAGGCCACACAGCCUAUGUCAAGUGUAGGAAAACCCGCCAGUGUUAUAAAAAAUGUUAGCACUAAACCGUUAAAUACAGUCAAGUAUACUGAAAAAGAAAGUGAGUCGUCAGAGAAAAUUCAGAAACUCACCAAGGAAGUUAGCCAUGAAAUUAUACAGCAUGAGAUCAAGAGUUCAAAAAACUCUGCAUCCAGUGAAAAGGCGAAAGCCAAAGAUCGAGAUCAUUCGGUGUUGGAGAAGGAAAACCCCGAAAAGAGGAAAAACAGCACUCAGCCAGAGAAAGAGAGUAACUUGGACCGUCUGAGUGAACCAGGAAAUUUUAAAAGUCUGUCUCAAUCUUCCAAAGAGACAAGAACUUCAGAAAAGCAUGAUUCCGUUCGAGGUUCCUCAACUAAAGACUUCACUCCCAACAGAGACAAAAAAACAGACUAUGACAACAGAGAGUACUCAAGUUCCAAACGUAGAGACGAAAGGAAUGAAUUAACAAGAAGGAAAGACUCCCCUUCUCGAAGUAAAGAUUCUGCAUCUGGACAGAAAACUAAGCCAAGGGAGGAGAGAGAUUUGCCUAAAAAAGGAACAGGAGAUUCCAAAAAGAGCAAUUCUAGUCCCUCCAGAGACAAAAAACCUCAUGAUCACAAAGCAACUUACGAUACGAAACGCUCGACUGAAGAGACAAAAUCUGUAGAUAAAAAUCCUUGUAAAGAUCGUGAGAAGCACACGUUAGAAGCAAGGAACAAUAAAGAAUCGGGUGGCAACAAAUUACUGUAUGUGCUUAACCCACCAGACCCGCAGAUUGAAAAGGAGCAAGUUACUGGGCAGAUUGACAAGAGUGCUGUCAAGCCUAAGCCACAGUUAAGCCACUCCUCCCGACUUUCCUCCGACUUAACUAGGGAAACUGAUGAAGCUGCUUUUGAACCAGACUAUAAUGAAAGUGACAGUGAAAGCAACAUAUCUGUAAAAGAGGAGGAAACUUCGGGAAAGAUUGCUAAGGAACUGAAAGAUAAAGUCGUGGAGAAAGCAAAAGACAGCCUGGACACGGCAGCAGCCAGCCAGGUAGGCACCGCCAGGAGCCAGAGUCCAAGCAGCCCUAGUGUUAGUCCAAGCAGAAGUCAUAGCCCUUCUGGCAGCCGGACCCGGAGCCACAGCAGUAGUGCCAGCUCCGCAGAGAGUCAGGACAGCAAGAAGAAGAAGAAGAAGAAGGAAAAGAAGAAGCACAAGAAACACAAAAAACACAAGAAGCAUAAGAAGCAUGCAGGCACUGAAGGAGAGUUAGAAAAAAGCCAAAAACACAAACACAAGAAAAAGAAGUCAAAGAAGAGCAAAGAUAAAGAAAAGGAGAAGGAGAAAGAUGACCAAAAAGCGAAAUCUGUCCCUGUAUAAAGGGACAGAUUUUAAAAAUUGACUUAAUUACUAAGUCAUCUGUAUUAAAUUUUGUUAUAAUGUAAAGAGAUUCAAGCCUUGUAAAUAAUGAUAUGGAAGACCCUGUGCUGCACUUAAAAUAUUGCUGCUUGAUUAUUUGAUUUUUACAUCAGAGCUUUAUAACACGAACUUUUGUACAGAAUUGUGAGUUGUGACCAUGUAACAUGAGAGGUUUUGCUAGGGCCUAUUAUUUUUAACCACCAUUAAUUAGUUGGGGUGGAGUUUACUGUACUGUGAAAUUUUCACAUUUGAAUUUUUUUAAUUGCCUGGCAAAAGCUGAUAUCAGUUCUAAAAUAUCAGCAGAAUGAUUUGCUGAAUUCAUUACAACCCCGUUAUGUCACUUUUUGAUUACAAUAAAAGUUUUCAGUAAACUUUUCAAA
Messenger RNA from Felis catus (domestic cat), 10188 nucleotides. It is a transcript of the gene RBBP6, whose product is annotated as RB binding protein 6, ubiquitin ligase. Gene Ontology annotation, molecular function: zinc ion binding; ubiquitin protein ligase activity; nucleic acid binding. NCBI's taxonomy places the organism in Eukaryota, Metazoa, Chordata, Mammalia, Carnivora, Felidae. The record is from RefSeq and is a predicted model, not a curated record. Gene Ontology annotation, cellular component: nucleus. Gene Ontology annotation, biological process: protein ubiquitination; ubiquitin-dependent protein catabolic process; mRNA processing. The transcript is spliced from 16 exons. The coding region runs from base 4646 to 9769 and encodes 1707 amino acids.